Carcharodon carcharias (great white shark) is the source of this 1540-nucleotide messenger RNA. RefSeq names its product solute carrier family 16 member 12b (gene slc16a12b). Bases 1 to 1440 code for a protein of 479 amino acids. The transcript has 6 exons. The record is from RefSeq and is a predicted model, not a curated record. Lineage: Eukaryota; Metazoa; Chordata; Chondrichthyes; Lamniformes; Lamnidae. Gene Ontology annotation, molecular function: monocarboxylic acid transmembrane transporter activity. Gene Ontology annotation, biological process: transmembrane transport; monocarboxylic acid transport.
AUGCCUCGCCACUCAAAAGUUCGAUUAGUGGAAGCCCCAGAUGGAGGAUGGGGCUGGAUGGUUGUGAUCAGCUGCUUCUUAGUGACCGUUUGCACGAGGGCCGUGUCCAGGUGCUUCUCCAUAUUUUUUGUGGAGUUCCAGAAUUAUUUUGCUCAGGAUUACGCCAUGACAGCAUGGAUACACUCCACUGUCGACUGCACUACAAUGCUUUUCGCACCUGUUGGGAGUAUUAUUAGCAAUCGGUAUUCCACUAGGGUGGCAGUGAUUCUUGGAGGAGUGUUAGCUUCUGCUGGCCUCAUUCUCAGCUCAUUUGCUACUUGCCUGGAGUACCUCUAUCUCUCGCUGGGAGUCCUGACAGGUUGUGGAUAUGCUUUAGCUUAUUCUCCAGCCGUAUCAAUUGUGGGAAAGUACUUCUGUAAGAGGAAAGCUGUGGCAUAUGGGUUGGCCAUGUCAGGAAGUGGAAUUGGAACUUUUGUUUUAGCCCCAGUGGUUCAGCUGCUGAUUGAACAGUACUCUUGGCGUGGGGCAUUACUGAUCCUCGGAGGCCUUGUAGCUAAUAUUUGUGUCUGUGGUGCUUUGCUGCGGCCCCUCCCUCUUAUUGAGGAUCUGUCCAGUUCGACCAUAAGUAAUAAUGCAAGCAGAAAAAAUUCUGAGGAAUGCAGCUAUAAACCACAAUGUGAUGACUUUCAACUGCCCAGCCCUUCUGCAGAUUCAAGUUUCAUCAGCAAAGAGAGUGUCAACAAGCAACCUUGUAGCUGCUGUCCAUCGUAUAAAGAAUAUGCCUUCCUCCUGACGCCAGACUUCCUUGUAUUUGCUGCAUCACUGCUGUUCUUAGCCUAUGGCUGCAACACUCCUUUUGUACACCUUGUACCAUAUGCGAUAAGUGUUGGGGUCAGCCAACAACAAGCAGCCUUCCUAAUGUCAAUACUUGGCAUCAUAGACAUUAUUGGCAACAUUUCAUUUGGCUGGCUAACAGACAGAAGGUGGUUGAAGAAGUACCGCAAAUACUGUUACAUUUUGACAAUUGGGCUGGAUGGUCUCUGCUCUCUGUUCAUUCCCAUUCUGAGAUCUUUUCCACUCCUUGUUCCCUAUGCCGUUCUUUAUGGAUACUUUGAUGGGGCUUAUGUUGCUCUUAUCCCAGUAGUAACAUCAGAUAUAGCAGGAAAUGCUUUCCUCUCCUCUGCUCUGGGAAUAGUUUACUUUAUUCAUGGGAUACCUUAUCUGAUCGGACCACCAAUAGCAGGUUGGUUGGUGGAUACAACAGCAAGCUAUACAGCAGCUUUCCUCGUCAGUGGGUUGUCCAUGAUAAUCAGCUCCACGUUGGUCAUUUCUGCUGAUUGGAUAAGCAAAUGCAGAAAUUCAGUUGACCUUCAAACUGCUGUCAUAGAGUCAGAACCUAGCACUACAACUUUUCAGACUGCAUCAAAUGAUCCAAUAUAAAAACAAGAGUUCGUAGAACACUGUUACAUUAAGAAAAUACAGGCAAAAAAAUUACUGGCACAUAGAAAAUUCCUCAAAACGUGGAAACAUUUUAAAGUAG